This is a messenger RNA of Argentina anserina (silverweed cinquefoil), 2002 nucleotides long. RefSeq lists its product as uncharacterized. Bases 53 to 622 code for a protein of 189 amino acids. The record is from RefSeq and is a predicted model, not a curated record. Lineage: Eukaryota; Viridiplantae; Streptophyta; Magnoliopsida; Rosales; Rosaceae. The transcript is spliced from 3 exons.
AGAAAAAUAAAUCCACAAUUUUUUGUCGCUUAAAAACACAAUUGUGUAAUCGAUGCCGGGACUAGGAUCGCUGGUGAAGAACCAGCGUCUGUUAAACGCAGUGGUCCAGAGGUUUCAGAGAUGCAUGACCACCACAACAGCCGUCAUGAGCUUCGGCGACGGCAACCACGGCGCUCUGGGUUUGCCCACUUCCUUAAUGGGCCUCGGUGUCGACGCCUACGAACCCACCCGUGUCCCUUUUCUGCCUUCCGACAUCACCAGCGUCACCGCCGGGCAUUAUCACUCCCUCGCCGUCACUUCCGACGGUCAGCUUUGGGCUUGGGGACGUGACCUCGAGGCCCAGCUCGGCCGUGGCGGUUCUUCCCCGAGAGAUUUGUGGAAUGAGCCAAGGCGAGUACCAGGGUUGGAUCGAGUGAAUGUUUAUUCUGCAUUUGCAUCUGGUGUCCUUUCUGCGGCUAUUGGAGAUGAUGGUUCUUUGUGGGUUUGGGGGAAGUCAAAGCGUGGGCAGCUUGGUCUGGGAGAGCAAGUCAUGGAGGCUGUGGUGCCUUCCCGAGUUGAAGCACUUUCUGGAGAGAAAAUAACCCUUAUGCUUAAGAUAGGAAUACUGAAUGAUACGCAAUGAUACAAUCUUUCCGAUUGGCUAGAAAUGGAAUUAAAAUGCAUGAACUUUGUCUAGGAUAUUUGAAUGUUGUUUACUUCACAAGAUGGAAGUUGUUGGAGCACAAAUGUUCUGUGGCAGGUUGCACUUGGUUGGGGGCAUGCUGUUGCAUUGACUGAGGAUGGAAAGUUGUUUGGUUGGGGUUAUUUUGCUGAUGGUAGGUUAGGAAGCAUUAAAGAAUUUUCGAAGACAUCUCAACUAGAAUCUACUUCGAGUAAUCAAGAACUGUCCAGUUCAUCUUUUGAAGCUGCUGAGAAGUUGGUUUUAGAUGGAAUGGCCGAGGAAAAUAGCAUGCCAAUAGUUUGGGAACCCAGUUUAGUGAGGGAACUACAUUGUACUAAAGUAAUAGACAUUGCAUGUGGUCUUGAACUCUUGAUCAUCCAUUAAUUCUUUGUGGUGAUGGGACACUACUGAGCUGUGGGAGCAACGUAUAUGGUCAUUUGGGAAGAGAAAAACAGGAUUUAGGAUUGCUUCCUGUUGAUAUAAGCUUCUGUCCAAUGUCUAUAGCAGCCGGGCUUGGCCAUUCAUUGGCAAUUUGCCAGGUUCCAUCGUCAGAUGUUAUAGGAGGAGCAGCUGGAAUUGAUACAUGGGGCUGGAACCAGACCUCUCAGCUCGGUAGGGGUGGACCAGAAAAUAUUCCAUUGGGAGUUGAAGGAUUGGAAGGGGAAACUCCCGUAUCAGUAUCAGGAGGUCGCGUGCAUUCCAUUGCUCUCACGUCUAAGAGAGAAGUUUGGGUUUGGGGUUCUGGUAAGAAUGGAAGGCUUGGGUUAGGAAGCUCGUAUGACGAACCUGAACCAAUUUUGCUGGACUCUGUAGAGGAUUGUAUCAGGAUUUGAUCAUAAUUUGGUCUUAAUUGCCGAAUGACAUGAAAUAUCUAAAUGAUUUUGUAUCAUCACUUUUGUGCUUCACUCAGCUUCAUGUUCACUUUGAUGAGAUUCUAUAUUGCUGCAAGUUAUCCUGAAGUAUCAGUCCUCAUUUCCUCCAGAAUAUGAACACCAGCCAACAAAAGAAACAAAAAUAAUGGUGCUGCAAGUUAUCCUGAAGUAUCAAUCCUCAUUAUAAAUGAUUUUUAGGAUUGAAGAGGGAAUGGUUCCAACUGCAAUGGACAAUGCAUUGUCCAGCCAUCUUCAUUUCCUUUGUUAUGGUGGAAUGUCAAUGUAUAAUAACUUUGUCUGAUCGCGUGGUCGUUCGUUUGAGAUUGAGAUGACAGAAACAAAAUAGAAUCGUAUAUUAUGGAUUCAAAGUGAAAAAUCUCUAGAAUGUUGACUUUCACUUGGUACAAGAGAAAUAUAUGGAAGAAGAAGAUUUUACACAGUAGGCUUGGUGUAUUUGUUACAUUACAAU